AUGUGUAAAUUUCAAAAAAAGUCUAGUAAAGUGAUUAGGGGCCAUUUGUAUGAUUACGGCUUUUGUUUGAGCUACACAAGCUGGAUAUGGCAUGGAGAACCCUCUUUGUCCUCAUGUGGUAGUGCGCCUGGUGGUUUUGGGGCAGACCAAAACCAUCAAGUUGUGUCUGAAACUGUUGAUAUGUGUCAAGCAGCCUUUAAUGAGGGUGAUUAUGAUGAGGAGUCAUUUGAGUUUAAUAAGUUUGUUGAGGAUGCAGAGAGACCUUUAUUUGAAAAUAGUGAACGCACUAAGUUAGAUUCAUUGGUGCAACUUCAUAACUUGAAAGCUAGGUUCGGUAUGAGUGAUACUUGCUUUUCUGAGUUACUUUCCACUAUUGGGUCAUUGCUUCCUAAAGAUAAUGUACUCCCUCAAAGUCUAUAUGAGGCAAAGAAGACUCUCAGUAAUUUAGGGCUGCAAUAUGAGAAAAUUCAUGCAUGUCCUAAUGACUGCAUAUUGUAUAGGAAAGAGUUUUCCGUUGAGAUCACUUGUCCUAAGUGUGGUUUGUCUCGUUGGAAGCUAAAGAAGGAUAAAACUGUUAAAGUGGGGCAACCAGCGAAGGUGUUGUGGUAUUUUCCCAUAAUUCCUAGAUUCAAACGCUUGUUCAAAUCUGCCGACACUGCUGAAAUGCUUAAUUGGCAUGAGGACAAGCGAAUUAAGGAUGGACACAUGCGCCAUCCAGCUGAUUCUCCCGCAUGGAAGUUGGUAGAUUAUAAAUGGCCUGACUUUGCUGCAGAGUCAAGAAAUCUUCGGUUGGCUUUGUCAGCUGAUGGUAUUAAUCCACAUAGUUCUCUAAGUAGUAGGUAUAGUUGUUGGCCCGUAAUAUUGGUGACCUACAAUCUUCCUCCGUGGUUAUGUAUGAAGAGGAAGUUUAUGAUGUUAUCUCUAUUAAUAUCUGGUCCGAAACAACCGGGAAAUGACAUUGAUAUCUACUUGGAGCCUUUGAUUGAUGAUUUGCAAAGUUUGUGGGAAGGAGUUCAUGAUGUCUAUGAUGCACACAGAAGAGAAUAUUUCUCACUAAGAGCUGUUUUAUUGUGGACCAUCAAUGACUUCCCCGCAUAUGGAAACUUAUCGGGAUGCACCACUAAAGGAUACAAAGCAUGUCCAAUUUGUGGUGACAAAACUUCAGCCACACAUUUGCCCCACAGUAGGAAAAUGUCUUAUAGCUGCCAUCGCAAGUACUUGCCACGUCAUCAUCCUUACCGGAGGCAGAAAAAAGCUUUUAAUAAUGAGCAAGAAUUUGAAGUUGCACCUGCACCGUUAUCCGGAGAGGAUGUGUUAAAGAGGGUAGAAGAUAUUAACUAUGAGUACGGAAAGGGAAAAAAGAAGAGGAACUCAGAUUCUACCUGUACUCCUUGGAAGAAAAAAUCCAUUUUUUUUAACUUGGAGUAUUGGAAAUCUCUUCAUGUUCGCCAUGCUCUCGAUGUAAUGCAUAUUGAGAAGAAUGUUUGUGAGAGUGUGAUAGAUACACUACUAAAUAUGCCUUCUAAAACAAAAGAUAGUGUGGCUGCCCGCUUAGAUAUGGUUGACAUAGGUGUUAGACUUGAUUUGGGUCCAGAUAUUGGGGAGAAAAAAACAUAUUUACCUGCUGCCCCUUACACUUUGUCAAGGGUAGAAAAGAUAAAGAUGUGUACUUCUUUCUUGUUUAUGAAAGUUCCUUAUGGUCAUUCAUCAAACAUAAAAAAUUUGGUAUCCAUGGAUGAUUUGAAGUUGUAUGGAUUGAAAUCCCAUGAUUGUCAUACUUUAAUGCAGCAAUUGCUUCCAGUGGCUAUUCGUUCGGUGCUUCCCAAGCAUGUUCGAAUAUCUAUAAUGAGGUUGUGCUUCUUCUUUAAUGCUUUGUGCACGAAAGUGGUUGAUGUGUCGAAGUUGGAUAAGUUGCAAUCUGAUUUGGUUUUGACCAUGUGUGAGCUAGAGAAGAUAUUUCCUCCCUCCUUUUUCGACAUAAUGGUUCAUCUCACUGUGCAUCUAGUUAGAGAAGUGCGAUUAUGUGGGCCUGUUUUCUAUAGAUAG
Molecule: messenger RNA, 2046 nt
Organism: Rosa chinensis
Lineage: Eukaryota; Viridiplantae; Streptophyta; Magnoliopsida; Rosales; Rosaceae
Exons: 1
Coding region: 1-2046 (681 amino acids)
Source: RefSeq, a predicted model, not a curated record